AUGGUAUUUGAUGCUGCAAAGCCUAUUAAAAGAAAUAAGUCUUUUUCCUCAAUGGAAUCUGUUAUUGAUGAAGAACGGAAAGAAGUAUUAAAAUUUUUGGAAACUCGUGAAAUGCAGUUAUCUAUGGGAUUAAAAAAUAAGUUAAAAAGUUCUAUGCCAUAUGAUGUUUUUGAUUUUAAAUGUCAUGAAAAUGAUUUAGAAGUUGGAUUUAAAUCUGGUGUUACUUCAAAUAAUAUAUUUAAUGCAUCAUCGUCUGAAAGAUUUUCUUCAAAAAGGUCUUUAGUUCGUGAUUGUCCUAUGAGGAACAGGUUUUUAUCUUCAAGCGAUAUAGAACUUAAUUCUUAUAAGACAUGUUUUCGUUUUUCUAAUUGUCUACCUUCUCAGUCAAGUGAGAUUUUUACUAAAUCAUCUAGUAUUCAAAAUGAGUCAGGAAAGGAUAACAAUUUUUCAAAAGAUUAUAGUAGUAUUAAUGUUGUUGAGGCUAAUUGUUGUGAUAAAGAGGGUUUAGAUAGUUAUAUAAAAUCAUCUUCGUAUUUAAAUUCCACUGUUAAUAAAUUGGGUUCUUUAUCUCUUUCAGGUACUUCUGAAGUUGAUGGAAAUGAUCUUGUAUAUGAGUCGCCUAAAGAUUCUUAUUCUUCUGUAUUACCAUCUCGGGUUUUAAAAACUGUAGUAAAUAAAACUCAUAAUUUUAAAAACAGUUCAAAUUUGUGUGAAUCUGGAAUUCUUUCACAUACAAAUAUAGAAUUUUCCUCAGAACAAGAUAUUGAUAUUGAUGAAUAUAGAAAAAUUCAAAAUAUGAAAAUUGAUAUGGGAACUAUCAUUUUUACUGAGGACAGAACUAUAAGAACUAUAAAGCGUGGAGAAUAUUCUUCACCGCUUAGGGAGUCUAGGAAGAUUCGCUCAUAUCUUGUUCCUAUUGAUCUGAGUUCUGAGUCAUUGUACGCUUUAGAAUGGGCUAUAGGGACGGUAGUACGUGAUUAUGAUACCAUGAUGAUUGUGGAAGCUAUAGAUAAAGAUGAUAAGGAUGAUAAAGGUAUUGUGGAAUUGGAAAAAGAAAGAUUGGCUGCAAUGGAAGAGAUAUGUUUAAUUACUCAAAAGUUAUUAAAAAAGACGAGAUUAAUACUUCAGAUUGAAAUUGAAAUAAUUCACCAUAAAGCUCCUAAACAUUUGUUAACAGAAAUGAUUGAUUAUUUAGAGCCAACUCUUGUUAUUCUUGGUAGUAGAGGACGUAGUUCAUUGAAAGGGGUUAUUUUGGGUUCAUUUAGUAAUUAUAUUGUUAAUAAAUCAAGUGUCCCUGUUAUGAUUGCUAGGAAAAAGCCUAGGAAAUUGAAAUCAAAACAAUCUGUUUUUGGCACAAAUAUUCGUAUGGUAAAUAAUUUACUUACUAAGGCUAUCAUAGAUUAA
Messenger RNA from Pneumocystis jirovecii RU7, 1404 nucleotides. RefSeq lists its product as uncharacterized. The record is from RefSeq and is a predicted model, not a curated record. The transcript is spliced from 6 exons. NCBI's taxonomy places the organism in Eukaryota, Fungi, Ascomycota, Pneumocystomycetes, Pneumocystales, Pneumocystaceae. The coding region runs from base 1 to 1404 and encodes 467 amino acids.